CGCGCUCGACCCGGACGGGAUUUUUGUCGGCAGCCAAUAUGGCGGCAACAAUGUUGAGGUCGAUCACCAGGCUAGGACGUCCUUCAACCUUCAUUUUCAGCAAUAAUUUUAUAAACCCUGGAUGUACAGUGCUGCAGAAUAGGAAGAAGCAGUGGCAGCCAGAUGUGGAGUGGACUGAGGAGUACGCGGGUGCCGUCAUGUACCCCAGCAGUAUUACUGAGAAGUGGACCCCACCACCAUGGAAUGACAAGGAUCCCCCUGCGGAGAAGGAGGUGUCCAACCUCACUAUAAACUUUGGGCCCCAGCAUCCUGCGGCCCACGGGGUGCUGCGGCUGGUGCUGGAGCUCAGUGGCGAGUCAGUGAAGAAGUGUGAUCCUCAUAUUGGAUUGCUGCACCGUGGCACAGAGAAGCUCAUUGAGUACAAGACCUACCUGCAGGCCCUGCCGUACUUUGACAGGUUGGAUUAUGUGUCAAUGAUGUGCAAUGAGCAAGCCUACUCGCUGGCUGUGGAGAAGCUGCUUAAUAUUCAGGCCCCGCCCCGUGCACAGUGGAUCAGAGUGCUGUUUGGGGAACUGACUCGUAUCUUAAACCACAUUAUGGCUGUCACAUCCCACGCCCUUGAUAUUGGUGCCAUGACCCCCUUCUUCUGGAUGUUUGAGGAGAGGGAGAAGAUGUUUGAGUUCUAUGAGCGUGUUUCAGGAGCCAGGAUGCAUGCAGCCUAUGUCAGACCAGGAGGAGUCCAUCAGGACAUGCCCCUGGGUCUAAUGGAUGACAUAUAUGAGUGGUGCAAGAACUUCUCUAUUCGAAUUGAUGAGGUGGAAGAGAUGCUGACCAACAACCGCAUCUGGAAGAAUCGCACAGUGAACAUUGGGGUGGUGACAGCAGAAGAUGCCCUUAAUUAUGGUUUUAGUGGCGUCAUGCUCAGGGGUUCAGGUAUCAAAUGGGACCUCAGGAAGACUCAGCCGUAUGAUGUUUAUGAUCAGGUGGAGUUUGACGUCCCCAUUGGCAGCAAUGGUGACUGCUAUGACAGGUACCUGUGUCGUGUGGAGGAGAUGAGGCAGUCUCUCAGGAUCAUGCUUCACUGUCUCAAUAAGAUGCCGGAAGGGGAGAUCAAAGUAGAUGAUGCCAAGAUUGCUCCCCCUAAGAGGUCUGAGAUGAAGAUGUCCAUGGAGUCUCUGAUUCACCAUUUCAAGCUAUACACUGAGGGGUACCAGGUGCCACCUGGAGCCACAUACACUGCUGUGGAGGCCCCCAAGGGAGAGUUUGGUGUCUAUCUGGUGUCGGACGGAUCCAGCCGUCCUUAUCGCUGCAAAAUCAAGGCCCCCGGAUUUGCUCACCUGGCUGGAUUGGACAAAAUGGCUAAAGGCCACAUGCUGGCUGAUGUGGUGGCAAUUAUAGGCACCCAGGACAUCGUGUUUGGGGAAGUGGACCGCUGAAGUGACUCAGAGCAGUUUUAUUUUAGGUCUGAGCCCAGCUCUACCUGUCCUGAGCGCUUAGAGCUCCAACAGUCAACCUCAUUCCCGCAUUGGUCCAGUUGUAAUCCACUCAGAAAACUCUCAGCUAUAAAUAGAUUUUUGCUUUGGAAUCUUUAACCAUCUGUCUUCCCCACGCAAGGGUGGGAUGUGGUGACAGUGAAGCGGAUACCUGUACAAACGUAAAUAAAUGUGUUGCAUAAAAAUUAGCUUAUUUCUGUGAUUUUUGCAACAUACUUGGGAGAAGCUGUAAUGUUUAGCACAGUACUCAUAAAAAAAAUCACUGCACGUACAUGAGUGCAAUGUAAAGUAGUUUAACAU
Molecule: messenger RNA, 1793 nt
Organism: Scleropages formosus (Asian bonytongue)
Lineage: Eukaryota; Metazoa; Chordata; Actinopteri; Osteoglossiformes; Osteoglossidae
Gene: ndufs2
Product: NADH:ubiquinone oxidoreductase core subunit S2
Exons: 14
Coding region: 39-1436 (465 amino acids)
Biological process (GO): mitochondrial electron transport, NADH to ubiquinone
Cellular component (GO): respiratory chain complex I
Molecular function (GO): NAD binding; oxidoreductase activity, acting on NAD(P)H; quinone binding
Source: RefSeq, a predicted model, not a curated record